AUGAGCGACCCGGAGAGAGAUCACGCGCUGGAGGAGUACAAGAACAAGCUGCUGGACUCGCGAGAAUGGGAGGCGAAGCUCAAGGCGCUGCGGUUAGAGAUCAAGUGCCUACAACACGACUUUGACGUAUCAGAAGACAACAUCAAGGCGCUGCAAAGUGUCGGUCAGAUCAUCGGAGAAGUGCUUAAGCAGCUUGACGAGGAGCGCUUCAUCGUCAAGGCAUCAUCGGGACCUCGAUAUGUUGUUGGAUGUCGGUCAAAGGUGGACAAGGUCAAGCUGAAGCAGGGCACACGAGUCGCACUCGACAUGACGACACUCACAAUCAUGCGCAUGCUUCCCCGAGAAGUCGAUCCGUUGGUGUACAACAUGUCGUUGGAGGAUCCCGGACAGGUGUCGUUUGGUGGGAUCGGUGGACUGAAUGACCAGAUCAGAGAACUCCGAGAGGUCAUCGAGCUGCCGCUGAAGAAUCCCGAGCUGUUUUUGCGAGUCGGCAUCAAGCCUCCUAAGGGUGUGCUGCUAUACGGCCCUCCUGGUACUGGCAAGACACUCCUCGCAAGAGCAGUCGCCAGCUCUUUGGAGACCAACUUCCUCAAAGUUGUAUCGUCCGCCAUCGUCGACAAGUACAUUGGUGAAUCGGCUCGCCUCAUUCGCGAAAUGUUUGGCUACGCGAAAGAACACGAACCCUGCAUCAUCUUCAUGGACGAAAUCGACGCCAUCGGUGGACGUCGUUUCUCCGAGGGUACUAGCGCUGAUCGUGAGAUUCAACGUACGCUCAUGGAGCUUCUCAACCAGCUUGAUGGUUUCGACUACCUCGGAAAGACCAAGAUCAUCAUGGCAACCAACCGACCCGAUACCCUCGACCCUGCGCUUCUCCGAGCCGGACGACUCGACAGAAAGAUCGAGAUUCCACUGCCGAACGAGGCAGGUCGAUUAGAGGUGCUCAAGAUUCAUGCGGAGAGCGUGCAAAAGGAGGGCGAGAUUGAUUUUGAGAGCGUGGUGAAGAUGAGCGAUGGCCUGAACGGAGCAGAUCUGAGGAAUGUGGUGACAGAAGCUGGACUGUUUGCGAUCAAGGACUACCGGGAGUCGGUCAGCCAAGAUGACUUCAACAAGGCAGUCCGGAAGGUCGCUGAGAGCAAGAAGCUUGAGGGCAAGCUUGAGUACCAGAAGCUGUAA
Fulvia fulva is the source of this 1173-nucleotide messenger RNA. Its product is annotated as putative 26S proteasome subunit rpt4. Gene Ontology annotation, molecular function: ATP binding; ATP hydrolysis activity; proteasome-activating activity. NCBI's taxonomy places the organism in Eukaryota, Fungi, Ascomycota, Dothideomycetes, Mycosphaerellales, Mycosphaerellaceae. The transcript is spliced from 3 exons. Gene Ontology annotation, cellular component: proteasome regulatory particle, base subcomplex; cytosolic proteasome complex. The record is from RefSeq and is a predicted model, not a curated record. Gene Ontology annotation, biological process: positive regulation of RNA polymerase II transcription preinitiation complex assembly. Bases 1 to 1173 code for a protein of 390 amino acids.